This is a messenger RNA of Schizosaccharomyces cryophilus OY26, 1973 nucleotides long. Its product is annotated as outer membrane protein Mdm34. NCBI's taxonomy places the organism in Eukaryota, Fungi, Ascomycota, Schizosaccharomycetes, Schizosaccharomycetales, Schizosaccharomycetaceae. Gene Ontology annotation, cellular component: ERMES complex. Gene Ontology annotation, biological process: mitochondrion organization; phospholipid transport. The transcript has a single exon. Bases 144 to 1592 code for a protein of 482 amino acids. The record is from RefSeq and is a predicted model, not a curated record. Gene Ontology annotation, molecular function: lipid binding.
CUACAAACAUCGAAAGGAACAAUUCUGAGUGAGAUCGAGAAAAAAACAAAAUAAGAAACAAGAAUAUAUGAGAAUUUGCAACGAAUAAGGCUUGGAGAGCAUUGAGUUGUCCAAAGUCUUCGUUUGACAGUGAAACAGUGAAAAUGUCGUUUCGAAUUAGCGGUUGGGGUGAACAGUUUUCAGAUGCCUUCUAUGAGCGAGCGACGACAUUGCUAACUGCCGCCCUUAACAAGGGUGCGAAGCACUCACUAAUUGCUGAUCGCAUUACUGUUAAGGAAUUGGAUAUGGGCGAACAACCACCGGAAUUGGAAAUACUAGAAAUUGGGGAUCUGGCUCCUGAUCGGUUUCAGGGUUUAUUUAACUUUCAUUAUUCAGGAAAUGCAUCAUUGGUUUUACAGACAAAAAUUCGGGCGAAUCCCUUGUCCGUCGAAAAACGUAAAGUACCCAGCUUUGGAGCUAGAAACACCAUGCUUGCAUCUUGUGCCCCUUUGACGGUUCCCAUGUUCUUGCGCUUAUCGAAUCUUAAACUCAAUGGUAUUGUUGUUUUGGUGUUUUCAAAGCAAAAGGGAAUUACCAUGGUGUUUCGCAACGACCCUUUGGAAUCUUUGCGGGUUUCUUCUUCAUUUGACUCAAUACCUGCGAUUGCUCGUUUUCUGCAGAGAGAAAUAGAGGUGCAACUUGCAGCUUUGUUUCGAGAAGAACUUCCUUCUAUCAUUUACAAAAUGUCUCGUUUGUGGUUUGCCAAAGCAGAUCCGUCCCUUCCCUUUUCCGUCCCUAAGCCUGGCCCUACUGUUUUUGGAGCCUCCAGGGAAGCCGUAAAACAAUCCUCCACAAAUCCCGAAUUUUUAGACGGUCCCCCAGAUUACAUCGAAUCCACUAAGGUUGAUACUCAGUAUCCGAUGAAAAUGGGUCCGUUGGACGUUCAUGCUCAUCCAAAUCUUCAAUCGUUGACGAAGUUAGCAUUGUCAAGGAACUCCCUAUAUCCGAAAUCCUCCAACAACAUUCCCAUGUGCAUUUUUAGGUCCACUCCGUUUGAUACCAUCCAUCGGCUUUCUGCUCAAUCUGAGGAGUCCUCUUGUACUCCUCUUUCUACACUUUCCCCUUCUCCUUCUUCAGAUUAUUUCUUUACACAGCAUAAUGUCUCUUCUACAGGGACUAUAUCGACGCGGCCUUCUAUAUUUGGCAGAAUGAAGAAUGCUCAUCCUCAUCGUCGUCGUGAGCAAGUGAAGAAACGACACGUUAUACGUUUACAAUCUUUAAAAAACACGCAAUCCUCGCCGUCAAAUACAAUUCCUGCCAGUCAUAAUUCGGACCCUUUUGUCUGCGAACCUAUUUUGUUUUCGAAAAAUGAAAAGUCAAUAAUGGCAGAUUCUUCCGAAGGAAAGCCAGAGAAAGUAAUCCUUUACGAUUCCAAUGUAAAAGAUCGAACUGAAAAAUCUCCCCUAAGCAGUCCUAUCCCUCAUUGGCGAGCAGACGAAUUACAACGAAAGCUACAAAUGGAAUCAAAUUCUAACAAAUUUCCCAACUCACAAUAUAAUACCAUUAAGCUACUUGCUCUGCAGCGUUUAUUGAAUGCUAAUCGCUCUUUUUGAUUCUUUCUUUUUUGUGUUAUCCUUUCGCGCUGUGAAACUAUCGACCAAUGUGUGAAAAGAGCGAUUUAAAACUUUUACGCUUGCUUGAUGCCUUUUUGCUAGAAUCAAGCUUUCUCAUGUCAUUGCGUAUAUUUUCUUUUAGCCUUUUGUAUAUUACUGGUAUACGAGAGAAGCUUAAUUUUCUCUUAUUUAUAAUCCGUUAAUGUUUUACCCUUUUGUUGCUAAUUUCGAUAGUUGAAUCGAAUAAAAGUUCUUAAUUUUUUCGUACGGCUUGGUAUAUUUUUCAAAUGUUAGACUAGUAUUUUGCAGUUCUUUAAAUUUAAAUAAAAAAAGGAAUGUAACACUGUUUAGUUUUCUGUAGGACCAAUAAUAAAACAUGAG